AUGGAAUAUAGGAAGCAAUUCAACGCACGGCACCAAUACGACGGUGAGGGCGUGCGAAGUUUUGUGCGGGAAUUGCGCCAACUAGCCAGCAGAGCAUGGGAACUGGAGAAGAAGCUGCUGGAGCAACUAGUCGAGGGGUUCAGGUCCAAUAAUGUACGACGUCAUCUGCUCUUGCACCCACUAUCGGACUUGGAGAUGGCUGUCAAACGUGUAGAAGAUCUGGAGAAGCUGGAGGCGGCCACAGCAGCACCCCGAGAAUGCCUAGCAGUGGGACACUAUGGGGCACAAGAAGUCGGACACCAAGCGUGGCAGAGAGGCCGAGGAAUGCGACGACAGUGGCGGCCCAACUAUCCGUUCCAGCACAGACCACCAGCCCCUUGGUAUAACAGGAUAUUCAACUACGGUGGACGACAACCUGGUGAGUCUAAUCAAAACAAAACGUUAAAUAUCCCCACCGUUUUCUGCCAGUCGAAUAGCCAGGACAAAUUGAUGAUCGAUGAUUGA
Messenger RNA from Echinostoma caproni, 504 nucleotides. NCBI's taxonomy places the organism in Eukaryota, Metazoa, Platyhelminthes, Trematoda, Plagiorchiida, Echinostomatidae. The record is from the annotation of a GenBank genome assembly.